Punctularia strigosozonata HHB-11173 SS5 is the source of this 576-nucleotide messenger RNA. Its product is annotated as acyl-CoA N-acyltransferase. The transcript is spliced from 2 exons. NCBI's taxonomy places the organism in Eukaryota, Fungi, Basidiomycota, Agaricomycetes, Corticiales, Punctulariaceae. The coding region runs from base 1 to 576 and encodes 191 amino acids. Gene Ontology annotation, molecular function: acyltransferase activity, transferring groups other than amino-acyl groups. The record is from RefSeq and is a predicted model, not a curated record.
AUGACAACGUUCGCACAAACCGAGCAUCUCACACUCAGAGCUUUUCAGGACGGUGACACAGAUCUUAUCCUUCACCUUUGGAACAUACAAGCCGUUGCGCGUACGGGAUGGCCCACGGACUACUUCGCGCCGCAGGCUCCGAAGGCGAAAGAACAGUUCAAGAAACAAGCCGAGGAUGCACUUUGCUACGUCAUCAUCACUCCGCGCGGGUCAGACGACUUCGUGGGGUAUACAACCUUGCAUACCACUACUGCGAGCAGUCGCAGCGCUAGCUUCGCGGUCGCGCUCAUGCCGGAAUACUGGGGAAAGGGAUAUGGGACAGAAGUGACGGGCUGGAUCGUUGACUGGGGCUUCCGUCAGCUGGGGUUGCAUCGAAUCGGUCUCCAGGUACUAGACAUCAAUGUCGGAGCGAUAGCGCUCUACAAGAAACUCGGAUUCGUUGAGGAAGGUAGGAUUCGAGAGGCGCGGUGGUUGGAUGGUGAAUGGCAUGAUCUGAUCUCGAUGGGUCUCUUGGAACGCGAGUGGAAAGCACGCCAGGAUCAAACGCGCACGUUAUCGCGGAGGGUCGCUCCCUGA